CAAUAAUGACAGUUGUGACAUCGCGACUUUGACACUUCUUAUCAAAACAGCAAUUACGCAUACCUCAACAAUGUAACACAGUCCCCGGUUUCCCCAAAAAGUGCGAAUUUAUAAUGCGUAUCGCUUAUUUAUUUUAUUGACCCAGUUUGAUAUGUUUUCAUGUACAUUCCGCCCCGUCCUAACCUAACUACGAUGGCUCACAAUUCAGAUAAUACUCACCCAAGACUGUUGAUGACCCAUUCUAGUAGCAUUCCGAGCUUCCAGCGGCGCACCGCGGACGGUGCGAGACAGCUUCGUGACAACUUCAAUAACGUAAUUCGCGAAAUUCAGCCCCUGGUGGAGACCGCCCGGACCGUGAACGCAGGAGUGCAGAAUGCCAUCUCGAUGACGAAUUUUCUGAACAGGCCGCAAGAAUUACCCCAGAGUAGUAGCGAUAAUAGUUUUGUGAUAGACUUGGAUGUGAAUCAGGAGCCCGAGCCGAGCGUGGAGAGAGGGAAUAAUAAUAACGAAGACUUGAAUAAUGUGGAGAGGGCGCAGACUGUGGCUGAAGCGCAGCAGUUUCUGCAAGUGGUUCUUCAGUAUGUGCCGUUUAUUUUGAUCCUGUUGGCGAAGGCUGUGUACGAUUAUCACGAUUCUAUUUUUAUUUUGGUGAUUUUGUUUGCGACUUUUGCGCAUACGAAUUCCGCUGUGAAGAAGGAGACUACAAAGAGGGAUAGGAGGAGUCUGGGGACUUUGGCCAUCGAGUUGUUGUAUAUUUUUGCUUGCUGUGUUUUUGUACAUUAUAUUUUUGAGGAUGAAAUGAGUAACUACAAUGUGGUGUUCCAUCUGGUUUUGAUCCGGACUUUUACUGAACCACUCACAGUGGGGAAGUUGUUGUGGAUCGUCACGAUUACGGAUUUCGCGCUCAAGCUGGUCACUGUGACGGUUAAGAUUUUGUUAACUAUGCUUCCAGAGAAAAUCGUCCCGUUUCAGAAAAGGGGGAAGGUUUAUCUUUUUAUUGAAGCCAUUUCUCAAAUGUACCGCAGUAUUGCCACAAUACAGCCUUGGUUGCAUUAUCUUCUGGAAUCAUACCAAGGCCCGGAAAAAAUCGUAGCUGUAUUUUUAUCCGCGUUUUAUAUGAUAUCUAAAGGGACUGACUUAAUGUCGAGAAUGAGGCUCCUGAAGUCCUCCUUUUUCAAGUUGCUCCAAAAUGUGACGGUGGGUUCUUCGCCCAGCAAGGAGCAAAUCCAGACCGCAGGAGACCACUGCCCCAUUUGCCACGACGAGUACGACUCCCCUGUUCUCCUCCAAUGCAGACACAUCUUCUGCGAGAAUUGCGUCACCACAUGGUUUGACCGAGAGCAGACGUGUCCUCUAUGUCGCGCGAAAAUCGUAGAUGACCCAUCAUGGAGAGACGGUUCUACUUCAUAUUUUAUACAACUGUACUGAUUUAUUCUCAUUAUAUAUUUAUAACAUGUU
Messenger RNA from Zophobas morio, 1458 nucleotides. RefSeq names its product RING finger and transmembrane domain-containing protein 2. Bases 160 to 1428 code for a protein of 422 amino acids. NCBI's taxonomy places the organism in Eukaryota, Metazoa, Arthropoda, Insecta, Coleoptera, Tenebrionidae. Gene Ontology annotation, biological process: positive regulation of ERAD pathway. Gene Ontology annotation, molecular function: ubiquitin protein ligase activity. The transcript has 3 exons. The record is from RefSeq and is a predicted model, not a curated record.